AUGACGGUGACGGUGCGCCACGUGCUGUUUGUGCUUUCCCUCGCGCUGUGCUGCGCCUGCGGGUGCGUGGCGGCGGUGCAGCAGUACCAGGUACUGAGCGACAUUGAUGUGCCUGCAGAAUAUACCAACGAGAAAAUAAGAAGCGAAGCUGUUGAGGGAAUGCAAAUGAUUGAAGAAGCUUUGAAGAAGGCGCAGGAUGCCUCAGCUGAGGCUGCGCGGCUGUAUACAAUGGCGAGCGACAGUAUUGAAGCCGCAGAGGCCAAGGGCUCCAGCACCAGUGGGGGAGUAGCAGGUUCCUUUGAGGCAGCUAAAGCGAAGGAUGUGCUCUACCCUGCCCACUCUGCGAUGGGAGCAGUCGAGUACAAAUCAAAGUUGCUUGAGGAGACCCAUCGGGAGGCGAAUGUUGCUUACAAAAGUCUGUUAUCGAGCCUCUCAGUGGUGGAAACAAAACGUGUGGAGGUGUUUAAACAAAUGCGGACAGUCCAAUCGUAA
Messenger RNA from Trypanosoma grayi, 492 nucleotides. RefSeq lists its product as hypothetical. The coding region runs from base 1 to 492 and encodes 163 amino acids. NCBI's taxonomy places the organism in Eukaryota, Euglenozoa, Kinetoplastea, Trypanosomatida, Trypanosomatidae. The record is from RefSeq and is a predicted model, not a curated record. The transcript has a single exon.